CUCUCUCUCUCUCUCUCUAGGGUAGAAUUAGAAAGUAACAUGCCCGAGCCCUCGAAUCUCACCCACGUGAAGAGCGCAUCAUCUCUGACCCUACAUUUUAGAUCCAAGGGCUCAUAGCAUCCAUCACCCUCCCUCCCCAAACCCCUCUCUCACGAGCUCCCGAUCCCAAAUCUCGCCCCCUCCGCCGCCGCCGCCUCCGCCGCCGCCGCCGCCGCCGCAGCUCGAUCUCUACGAAACCCUAAACUCCGAUCGAAUCUCUCCUUCGCUGAAGCGGGAUCGACAUGGCCACCGAGGACACCUCGGCGUCCGAGAACCCGCCGAUCGAUCCGCCCCUCUCGCCGCCGUCCACGUCCGAUCCCGAGGAGCCCCGGAUCGAUCCCGCGCCCGGCGACGAGAAGGACGCGAAGGACGCGGACGGCCGGGAUUCGUCGUCCCAGGCGACCGCCGAUGUUCUCAGCGUCGAGGUGGGGUUGGAUCAAGGGAAGAGGGAAGCUCCGGAGGACGGCGGAGAAGGCAACGGAUGCAGGCGCUGCUCCUGCAAGAAGUCCAGAUGCUUGAAACUUUACUGUGCCUGUUUUGCCGGUGGAACCUACUGUUCUGAAUCCUGUGGAUGCCAGUUAUGUUUCAACAAUCCCACUUAUGGGGAAACUGUUCAUUCUACUCGCAAGGACAUAUGGUUACGAAAGGGAUGUUCAUUUCCUUUGAAAGCGAAUGAAACGUCUGAAGCUGCUAGUGGUUCGAAGAAAGAUACAAGCAAGUCUCCUUCCUCAUCCCAGCGCAAAAAAGGAUGCAAUUGCAAGAAGACGAGUUGCCUAAAAAAAUACUGCGACUGCUUUCAGGGCGGCAUUGGAUGUUCGCUACUUUGCAAAUGUGAGGAUUGCCAGAAUAUCUUUGGGAGAAAAGUUGGUGGCUUUUUAGAGGGACAAAGAAACCUCCCUUCUAUCGGAUGGAAUGACGACGAUUAUAGCGACGACGAGGAAGAUGAUUAUACAAUUGCAGCGCGUUCACCCUUUCAUCAAUCUCCGUUCUCUAGGGAGUCCUCGUUCCAUCAAGCGAAUCCGGAUGUUAAAGCAGAUAUGAUGAAUGGCCAAAUAUACUGGCAACUAUCGCCACUAAAGGCACAGCCAUGGCAUCGCGUGAAGAGGCCUAAUGAGGAUAGUGUUGCAGAUAUUUCGCAUAAGCGGCACUUGAAGAACGAAGACAAGUAUACUAUUUCUAGGUGCAUUGAGGUGAUGAGUGGGAUUGCGGAACUUUCCCAAGAGGAGAAGUCGCUAGCCCCCGAUGUCUUCGUGGAUCCUCAUAAUCGGGAAAUAUUUCUCUCACUAAGCGGUGAUGUCCGAUCCAUGUGGUUGAGACGGAAGUUGGAACAACUUUCGUAGGGACAUGGCGCUUGUGUUAAUUGUCUCCAUGUAGGGUGUUUUAUGUUGUGCAUUAAGUGUAGGUCAUGCUUCUUGGCUUUAGAGUAUGUACUAAGUUAAUUAUUAUGUAUGUGAGACUUUUAGUCUAUUAUAUAAGCUUUUCUUGCAAGUAUUUGUAACAUCAUACUCCCUUACUAAUCGAUUUGACUUGGUAUUUCUUA
Molecule: messenger RNA, 1579 nt
Organism: Ananas comosus (pineapple)
Lineage: Eukaryota; Viridiplantae; Streptophyta; Magnoliopsida; Poales; Bromeliaceae
Product: protein tesmin/TSO1-like CXC 7
Exons: 6
Coding region: 282-1379 (365 amino acids)
Molecular function (GO): DNA-binding transcription factor activity
Source: RefSeq, a predicted model, not a curated record